AUGCCUGUUCUUCGACGUGCUAAUGUGUCUAUUUUUAUUAAUAUUAAUGAUUUAAAUCGUAUUAGUUCGUCACCACUUUUUACUGAUCAUCGUCAUGUUGAUAUUCAUUUAGCUUUUAAUCUUAUCGAUUGUCCUCAAUACAUCAAAGUGAUACAAUAUAUUCCACGUGGUAAUCGUUUUCAUUCACGAGAAAUAGUCGAUGCAACAUUCGUUGUUAAUCGUUUCUCUGACAGAUCAAAAUGGAUUACUGAUGGCGAUCCUUUUAGCCAUGGUCAUCAAUAUCACCAUCAUAUGUGA
Molecule: messenger RNA, 297 nt
Organism: Rotaria sordida
Lineage: Eukaryota; Metazoa; Rotifera; Eurotatoria; Philodinida; Philodinidae
Source: the annotation of a GenBank genome assembly